This is a messenger RNA of Schistocerca americana (American grasshopper), 4491 nucleotides long. It is a transcript of the gene Dnz1, whose product is annotated as palmitoyltransferase ZDHHC3. NCBI's taxonomy places the organism in Eukaryota, Metazoa, Arthropoda, Insecta, Orthoptera, Acrididae. Bases 28 to 837 code for a protein of 269 amino acids. Gene Ontology annotation, cellular component: endoplasmic reticulum; Golgi apparatus. The transcript is spliced from 5 exons. The record is from RefSeq and is a predicted model, not a curated record. Gene Ontology annotation, molecular function: protein-cysteine S-palmitoyltransferase activity. Gene Ontology annotation, biological process: protein targeting to membrane; peptidyl-L-cysteine S-palmitoylation.
UAUGUAGUUGACUGGUGGGGGUGUACGAUGACAGUAUUUGUUAGAGAUCCUUGUGGUAUUGUAUGUAUUUUGAUGACAUAUGUGGCUGUGCUUUAUGCAGAUUACGUAGUAGUAAGAUGGAUUAUUCUACAGACUAUGCAAAACAGUCUUUGGGGACCAUUCCAUGUUGUACUCUUCAAUACAAUUGUUUUUCUGCUUGGGAUGGCACAUUUGAAAGCAGUUUGUUCGGACCCUGGCGUUGUUCCGUUACCUCAGAACAGAGUCGAUUUUUCUGACAUUCAUUCAGGGUCACAGAAUUCACUACAGCGAGAGGAUUGGACUGUGUGUACAAGAUGUGAAACCUACCGACCACCAAGAGCGCAUCACUGUCGAAUUUGCAAACGUUGUAUACGCAGAAUGGACCAUCAUUGUCCAUGGAUAAAUAAUUGUGUUGGAGAGCAAAACCAGAAGUAUUUCAUCCAGUUCCUGGUUUACGUUGGUGCCCUAGCAGCGUAUGCAAUUAUUCUUGUGAUAGUUUCAUGGGUAAUGGAUUGCCCAGAAUGCAGUAAUGAAGUGACAGUAAAGCAGAGUAGAAUCUUACACUGUGUGAUACUUGUGGUGGAAAGUGCCCUGUUUGGAAUGUUUGUGUCUGCAAUCUUGGUGGAUCAGUUUCAAGCGAUAUUCAGUGAUGAGACAGCAGUGGAACAGGUGCAGCAGCAGGGUCCAUAUAGACCCCAUAAACACAAAUGGGCACUUCUCACGGAAGUGUGCGGCCGCAGUCAUCCUAUCUUUUGGCUGCUGCCGUGUGCCAGUGUACCUAAACACUUGGAAGAGCCAUUGCUCAACCACACUGUCUGAAAUUGUGUGUACUGUGACGUGAAGUGUUUAAACUGGAUAUUUGUUAUGUUGCUUUAUAAUUUAAAUUUGCCGGGUGAUUGCAGUGAUAAUCUGGAGCAUAUUUCAUUAACUGGAUGAAUAAUGUUUUAAAAGUGCUAUUGUGAGUCAUAUGGCUGAGAGUAUAUUAAGAUUUUAAUUUGUUAUUAUCAUUUGUGAUGUGAUCCAAAUGGUUUUUUUAAUUUCUUUGUAUGUGAAGGAGUCAAGAUAAUCCUUUUUUAUUUAUUAAUGUUGUUAAUAAGUUACAUUUAUUUAUUGUUUUAUAGCACAUUGUGAUAUAAUGUUGCCUUGAUGUGUAACUUGGAACAAGGUAACUAAAAGUUUCCAGGAGAGAUGAUUGGUUUGUGUGUAUUAUUAACGUGUCAUGAAUUCAUGAGCUAAAACAGUGAACAGGAAUUCUGUUACCUUUAAAUAAUUUAUAUCCUGUCUGUGUGUGUGUGUGUGUGUGUGUGUGUGUGUGUGUGUGUGUAAAAGGGGGGAGGGGGGUGAGAGAGGAUGAAUCAAUAUGACACAUAUAUUCAUGGAACUACUUUAAAUUUUCAACUGUCUGCAUUGUACACAAUAUGUAUUAUGAAAGUUGAAGAAAAAGCAAUUGUAUGUUUGCUGUAACGUUAUCUUUUAUCUUCUGUUGUAGGUGCAAAAUGUUCUCUUUUACUUCUUGAUCAUCCCAUGAAAGUAGCAUGAAAAUUAAGGAGAAAAGUAUUACUCUUGCUUAAGUAUGUUGUUUAGUGAUUUAAGUGUGACAAUAAUUCUGUAACACUGCAGGCUAUGUUUUUUGUAUGAUAAUGGUAUUCUGUUGUUUUGUGCAAAUCUGAAUUGUAUUUAUUACCUUGAUGCUUUACCAGAGCAUGAGAGAAUUUUUUUCCAGAAACUAUGCAUAUUGCACAGAGCCAUAUCUUCUAAUAGACACAGUUAGUCAGUCUAAAUUCAUAUUGUUGUUGAAAAUGACAUAAUUAUUUAAUCUUCACCAUUAUUAUGUUCACUGCUCACUUAUUUUAUUGGAAGACUGCCAUACGUGUUUAAUUUUGUACUGAUAUUCUAUAGUCCUAAACAAACAAAUAGAAUUUUUGGCUUGCCAUAUUAUGUAUCUGAAUUAGAGAUGUAAUGAAAAGUACAUCCUGUACAUUUGUAAUGUCUACUUUUUUGUAGUUGACUAUUGCACUCUUCAGAGCAAAGAUCUUAGUAGGAAAACAGCUAUUUUGUGGACUCAACUAAAUCAUAGUUAAAGGCUUCCGUCAUGUUUCAGAAUACUGGUUUUAGGGCUUCUAUUGUUUCUCUUAGCAAUAAAUAAAGAAUUGUAUGUUCAUCAGCAGCUGAAUAAGUGAUGUGCUUUCAAACAAAUACUUACAAAAAAGAUACGAAAUUCAAUCAAAAUGAAAAGUAACGUUCCCCAUCUAUCUUUUGCUUACUUUUCCAUAUGAUGUGGUAAAACACUUGGGCAGGUUUUACGUCUGGUUAGCAAUAUCAUUAUCUUUGGUCUUUGUUUGGAAUGAGGGACUUAUUACCAUAUAUUUUGGCACCUUAAACCCUGCUCAACCAAUCCAUCCCCAACCUGCUGCACUUUGUGUCUGGCCUUUUUUUCUGUUUCUCUGUCUUUCUCCUCCUGUCUUAAGUUUUUCUUUUAUUGCAUUUUAUUCAUUAUAAUUUUCACUGCCAAGGCAUUUUGUUUUCAGACUUUUCAAGAGAAUUCAGUUGUUUGGAAAAAACUUGAUUAUUCUUUUUUCUGUAAAUGUUAAAAUUCCAUCACUGCAAUUUAAUGAGUCAAAUUGUAGUAGUCUCAAAAGUUGUUAAUUUAUGUACUACCUUUUACAACACUUCUGUAUUCAUGGUAACUGAAAAGUAAGUCUGUUAAUAGUCUAUGAAAGGAGAUUACUUAUUUUCCAUGUUAUUUAUCCUGCUUUUUAAAUAUGUAUUAACCUUUGGUUGCAAAAGUUUGAAUUUUGUGUAUGUAUGUUUGUGUUUGUUUGUGUGUCUAUCGACCUGCCAGCACUUUCGUUAGAUAUAUUAACCUAAUGGCCUUGAUGAAGAAAUGUUAAAAGCUUCUUUAUUCCCAUUCUGGCCUCUUUAUAUCAUACUGUCUCUAAUCACCUUUGUAAUCCUUCAGUACACUUCAUUGACUCCUACAUUCACUUUUCUUUAACACAGUGUGCAGCAGUUUAUUCUGUAAAAUGUCAAGUGCUUCCUUUGUAGGCCUAAAGUAAAGGGGAAACAUACAGUACAACUACUGCGUAAAAUGUGUGAUAUGCAAUUUGAACGUAAAAGAUUUGAUUUAUUUUUGUCAUUCUUACUCCACAGUUUUCAGAUGUGUAUUGAAUGAUGGUAUUCUUGUUCCAACACUGUAAAGUUAUUAACAAUGACAUUUAUUUAGAACAAUCUGUUGUCCAGUUUUGAUUGUAGAGCCAUUUUUGCGUAGACUUGUAAUGACUGUUCACCUGCAAGAACACGGGAAAUGGCCAAAAGGGGCCAAUAGCUACUAUCAGUAAUUUUACAGUCUUGUUGCAGCAGUAUUGUCAUUCAGUACAAAAUUUAUCGAGCUUAUCUAUUACAUAAUUUUGAUUAGUUUAUUUUCUAUAAAUCAGUGCUAGUGAAUUCACUGCAGUGCUACAGAUAGGAUUUCCAAAGUGAACAUGUGAUGACAAAAGUUUUAAUCAGUUAUACGAUUCUAUAUCUUUAAAGAUAUUUAGCAUUAUGUAAUGGUGACUCACUUUAUGCAAGGAACAGCCUCUAUAACGAACUUUCUACAUAAGUGUAACUGAAAACUUGUUCUCGGUGGAUAGUAAUGCUUUUCUGUUAAAUUAUAGCAUAUUCGUCAUGUCAAAAGCUCCAUUGUAAUUUAAUUUUUUUAGUUUUGAUGUUAGAGCAAAUUGAAUGCAUGUGUUAAAGGUUGCAUAAUUUUCAGUCACCAUAAAGUACCUGUUUGUUCAUUGUUGCUUAAUAAUAUUGGCAUGUACAAAGUUUUCAGCAGUUAUUGAUGUUAGCAGUUACCCUUAACUUUUAUGUAACAUAUGUGAAACAUUCCAGUAUGACUUGGACUUGGAUGUAGAAAAGUGAAAUAAUGUGGUUUACUGGAUUAUACUCAGGAUAUUAACUCAUAUUCUGCUAAUGGCAGCCAGACAUUAGUUUGAGAGCAAUCCUGCUUUUUCACUGUAAAAACUUUUUGUCAUUUUACAAAUUGUGGAGAGAAUAAUGUAUUUGUUAAUGCAGAUGCACAGCCUAAAGGUAUUUUCCGAACAUAAAACCCUGUAUAAUUGCUUUUGCUGUGUGCAUUGUCAUCUAUACCUUAACAUUUAUUAUAUAAGAACAUGAAUAUGAAACUAAAAAUAUUCAGAUAUGCAUGUUCGAUCACUGUUUACUUCAAUUUUGGAGAGAAUCAAUUUUGAUGUGUAUAAUAUUAUGUGCAUGCUCGCCUUGUAGAUUCUGAUGUUUUAUUGUUUGUAUAUGUGCAAAACAAUUUGCUUUGUUCAUAGCAUUUCAUAUUUACCAGUUACUUUUUAAAAAAGAGUGCAUGGGAAGUAUGAUAUUAAUUUAUCAUCAGUAUUAUGUACUGAAAACUCAGUUUUAUACUUCAUAUUUAUUUUAUGAGACUGAAAUGAGAUAUGCAUAUUUGGGCUUUAUAAA